Messenger RNA from Benincasa hispida (wax gourd), 605 nucleotides. RefSeq names its product large ribosomal subunit protein eL43. Gene Ontology annotation, molecular function: structural constituent of ribosome. Gene Ontology annotation, biological process: translation. NCBI's taxonomy places the organism in Eukaryota, Viridiplantae, Streptophyta, Magnoliopsida, Cucurbitales, Cucurbitaceae. The record is from RefSeq and is a predicted model, not a curated record. Gene Ontology annotation, cellular component: ribosome.
CAGAACAAAAGUUGUUUUCUAAAAAAGAAAAAAAACGAACAAAAUUCUAUUCUAGGGUUUCUCUGGUUCAAGUUCUUCCAACUUCCGCCAAACCUUCUUCCGGAGAUCUUGUGGUCAUCCAAGCAGCAAUGACAAAGAGAACCAAGAAGGCAGGCAUUGUUGGAAAAUAUGGUACCCGAUAUGGUGCUAGUCUGAGAAAACAGAUCAAGAAGAUGGAAGUCAGUCAGCACAGCAAGUACUUCUGUGAGUUCUGUGGAAAGUAUGCAGUUAAGAGAAAAGCAGUUGGAAUUUGGGGCUGCAAAGAUUGUGGUAAAGUGAAAGCUGGCGGGGCCUACACUCUCAACACUGCUAGUGCCGUGACAGUGAGAAGCACUAUUAGGAGGCUGAGAGAGCAGACUGAAAGUUAAGCCAUCUUCAUUUGCACAUUUUCACCCCUUUUUUCCGAGGAAAAAGAUUGCUCCCUCUCUACUUCUCUUCAUAUCAAUGUUGUGGGAAUUAGUUAUUUAAAGUUAAUUGAAACUGAACUGAACCUUUUCUUUAUUUCUUAUACUGUUGGCCACUUUUCUAUUGAUGGUCAAUGGAGUUUUGCUCAAGUUUACGUAUUA